This is a messenger RNA of Brenthis ino (lesser marbled fritillary), 840 nucleotides long. NCBI's taxonomy places the organism in Eukaryota, Metazoa, Arthropoda, Insecta, Lepidoptera, Nymphalidae. The record is from the annotation of a GenBank genome assembly.
AUGCGGUGUUGUGUAGCAGUGAUGUGCGCGGCGCUGACGCUGGCGGCGGCGGCGGCGGCGGCGGCGGACGCGGCGCAAGACGCGCCGCCGCCACAGGCGGACACUGACAUUGAGUUAACAGAAGAAGAAAAACGAGCGUGGUCCAGUCUUCACGGCGGCGGUGGUUGGGGAAAACGGGGAUGGCAGGACAUGAGCUCGGCGUGGGGAAAGCGGGGUUGGCAGGAUCUGAAUUCUGCUUGGGGUAAACGGGGCUGGCAAGAUCUAAACUCUGCUUGGGGCAAACGAGGCUGGCAAGAUUUGAAUUCUGCUUGGGGCAAGAGGGGCUGGCAAGAUUUGAACACCGCGUGGGGCAAGCGUGCGUGGAGGGACCUAUACCAGACUCCAUGGGGAAAGCGAGGCUGGCAGGACAUGAGCUCCGCUUGGGGCAAGCGUGGUUGGCAGGACAUGAGCUCCGCUUGGGGCAAGCGAGGCUGGCAAGACAUGAGCUCGGCGUGGGGUAAACGAGCACCCGAAAAGUGGGCUAAUUUCCAUGGAUCUUGGGGCAAGCGAUCGGGACCUGAACCAGACUACGAAGACUAUGAAUUUGCUUACGAUCAUCUUAUUCCCGUUCAACAGAUGGAAGCCGAAAACUUAAACAUGGAUGUUCCGGAAAAGAAAGCGUGGUCGGCGCUGCACGGCGCGUGGGGCAAGCGGCCCGUCAAGCAGGCGCAGUACAACAGCGGAUCGUAUUACUGGAAGAGAGAGCCUGGCUGGACCAAUCUCAGGGGCAUGUGGGGCAAGCGAGCCUCGCCUGACCUGCCCCUAGACGAAGAGCACGACGGAGCAAACGGGGACGAGGCC